AUGAGAGGCAGCAACCAGUCGAGUGUCUCUGAGUUCCUCCUCCUGGGACUCUCCAGGGAUCCCCAGCAGCAGCGGCUCCUCUUCCUGCUCUUCCUCACCAUGUACCUGGCCACUGUCCUGGGGAACCUGCUCAUCAUCCUGGCCAUCGGCACAGACUCCCGCCUGCACACCCCCAUGUACUUCUUCCUCAGCAACCUGUCCUUCGUGGAUGUCUGCUUCUCCUCCACCACUGUCCCCAAGGUGCUGGCCAACCAUAUACUUGAGACUCAGGCCAUUUCUUUCUUUGGGUGUCUCACACAGAUGUAUUUUCUUUUCAUGUUUGUGGACAUGGACAAUUUCCUGCUGGCUGUGAUGGCCUAUGACCGUUUUGUGGCCAUCUGCCACCCUUUACACUACACAACAAAGAUGACCCAAAAACUCUGUGUCCUGAUGGUGGCCGGAUCGUGGGUCACUGCCAAUCUGAAUGUCCUAUUACACACCCUGCUCAUUGCUCAGCUCUCAUUCUGUGGGGACAAUGCCAUCCCUCACUUCUUCUGUGACAUUACUCCUCUCCUGAAACUGUCCUGCUCUGACACAAACCUCAAUGAACUGAUGAUCCUCACAGAGGGAGCUGUUGUCAUGGUCACCCCUUUUGUCUGCAUCCUGAUCUCCUACAUCCACAUCACAUCUGCUGUCCUGAGAGUCUCAUCCUCAAAGGGAAGAUGGAAAGCCUUCUCCACGUGUGGCUCCCACCUGGCUGUGGUCUGUCUCUUCUAUGGCACCAUCAUCGCCGUGUAUUUCAACCCUGCAUCUGCACAUUCAUCUGAGAAGGACACGGCAGCCACCGUGCUGUACACAGUGGUGACCCCCAUGCUGAACCCAUUCAUCUACAGCCUGAGGAACAGGGACCUGAAAGGGGCUCUCUACAAAGUGGUCCAUAGAAUGACCUUUUCUGUUUAA
Microtus oregoni (creeping vole) is the source of this 939-nucleotide messenger RNA. RefSeq names its product olfactory receptor 1F1-like. The coding region runs from base 1 to 939 and encodes 312 amino acids. Gene Ontology annotation, biological process: G protein-coupled receptor signaling pathway. NCBI's taxonomy places the organism in Eukaryota, Metazoa, Chordata, Mammalia, Rodentia, Cricetidae. The transcript has a single exon. The record is from RefSeq and is a predicted model, not a curated record. Gene Ontology annotation, cellular component: membrane. Gene Ontology annotation, molecular function: olfactory receptor activity; G protein-coupled receptor activity.